CGAUCCACUAAGAGAACAAUCCAAGCCUCCAUUCUAAAACUGCAACAUAAUCUAACCUGCUGAAUAAUCUCAUUUAAAGUGAAUAUUACACACAUUAACAACCUCAGCGGUCGCAAUUAACACUCUAUUUCGGAUAAAGACUCGUCGUGGACUUGGUUCUCAACCUUGAAAGGAGCGAUUGGGAUAGCCUCACCUCAAAAGGACGCCUUUUGUUCCAUUGUCCCAUGGACCUUUCUCCUGUUCUCCUGUUGUUUCAUGAGAAGCUAGGCGAAUGGUGCUUUCGGUCUACUUCGAGUCUAAGGCACAUUCACUCGUGGCUACACCAUGGAGCAGGAUUUCUUAGGCUACUCAGACGAGCCUAUAUCUGCCAUUGCCGAGCAUUUGCUACAGGAUCCAAAGUUUGGGUUCGAUCCCAACGAGAAAUGGACGGAGGAUGAACUGGACAGACUGGUCUUUAUAGCCACAGACAAGCUCGAGAAUGAUACUGAUCCCUUGUUUGGCAGCAUCAGAAUGCAGGUGGACUUUGAUCGUGUGUAUAAGACCAGCCAGGCUAUCCAUAAUAGCUUUGAACGACAAAUUGAACUGAAGAUUCGUCCGUUGGUGCACGAGAUCUGCGAAUCUCAUCCCAGAGUCAAGAACAACGCGGACUACAUCCAGGACAAACUAGCUCAAACCAUCUUUCUCAGUUCGGGGCUGGGCAGCCCAUCGGCCCCCGCCACCCUCCGAGAGAUCAAGAUAAUCUUGCAAUCGGUCUUCCCCUUACAGAACGUGAAGGUCUUUGUCAACCAAUCUUUAGCGAACAAGAAGCUUCAGGUCAAAGAGCUCCAGCUAUUGGUAACGGGAAUUCGGAUUUUCAAUUGGGAUUGUCAGACCGGAGGAGUGCCAUUAGAGGACGUGCCGGCCUCAGCCACCCGAGAGUCUGAUAAGCUUUUGGACGACAUGGGGGCUAUGAAGCUCUAUGCCGUCAGUAAAGCUUGUGAAUUCACCGCCUUGGGCGAAGUGAUCUUUUUCGGCGAGGCGGGAUCCAAAAUUUCCGACAAAGAAGCGUAUGACACGAAAUUUGGCACGGCCUUGCUUCGACAGUUCAUCGUGUUUUUGAAUAUCCUCCUCGAGGAUGCUAAAACGAGCCAUAAUCGGAUCAAUCAUCUGGACCGAGAUUUAGUGUAUCAUCUCAAUCUUUUGAGGAAGUCCUUGGCUCAUCAAGAGACCGUGUCCACGUUCAAAGUGUUUCCUCAAUUCAUGGAACUGGCCCGGAUUUGGACCAAUUUCCGGAAGGAACUCAAAGUGAUCCGAUACCUUCAACAUGCCACGGCUCGAAUUCAUCGGGAAUCUCGUUGUCUGAGGCACAUUUUGGUAAAAGCUAUGCUUACUCGAUGUUCGAUCACAUCGAUUCCCACCGAUGAAGAACGAUGUCCCACGGACAAUCUCGAGGUGUCCACGCGAAAGUUCAAGGAGUGCCAGUACACGCCCAGAAAUGGACACGACGGAACAGUGAUCGCUCCCCGAGAACUCUCCGGCUUUUGUCCGGUGGCCUUGGCCAUUAGCAACGGCAUGCUCAUGCCCGCCAAUCCCAAUCUCGGACUGAUUCAAUAUCAAGGAAAAUAUUAUGAGUUUUCCUCGGUUCAACGAGCUCAGCAAUUCGGUCGCAAUCCGGAUGUGGUCAUGGAGGCAGUUCAUCGGAUUUUGACCAAUUUCCCAUUGCUUCAAAAACUGUUCGGGCCCACCAGCCCAUCCCAAACACCUGGACCCUCUUCUCCUUUGGCAAGUUCGAAGGAGGUGUCGAUUCAAACGCCCGUCCACUUCCACCACUCUUUGAAGGAUCCCACAUACGAAUGGAACGAGUGGACGAUGCGGAUGCAAGCCAUCCAGUGGAUCAAAAUGCGAACCCGCCGACAUCAGACGGCUCAAGCCGGUCAAAGCGCUUUUCGGCGAGAACGCGGCACCCAAAGUUCAAUCAGUCUCGAAGACCAGGACAAACAGGACAGUUCAGCAAACGAGGCCACGCAAACCGAUUAGAUCGACCUUUGCCAGCCAGGAUUACAGCAAUUAGAACUCAGUAAUCGCAUUGACGUCAUUGUCAUUUUGUGACCAUUCAACUAGCUUCCAACUCAGUAGUGUAUAAUCAGUGUCCAUUCGUAAUAGGAUGUUUCUUUAUCCACUCACACUAACAGGCUCGACUCAGCCAGUUCCAAUCCGGAUAUCUCACAGGUCCGCCUGACACUUCCGGUUUUAGUAUCGGGAUGUUAUUAACAAUGGACUUGGUCGGGGCGUGCUUGCAUCACUCACUUUUCUCGGUUGAGUUUGUCCCGUGGAAUUUACUUACGGAGCAGGCUUGCUAGCUUGAAAAUGAGCUGGGAGGCCAGAAUUGGGCUGAUUGGAGGCCAGGCUACCGUGGUCCGUUUCUGUGGAUCUCAGAUCAGAGGCAACCUUAUUUUAUAAAGCUUUUAUUCAUGAAUAUUUUGUUAGUUUAGGGAUAAAAACUAACUUGAGGGUACAUAGCUGAUUUGGCCCCCUCCGAUGUUCAAUGUGAACCAUUUGAGACUUGGUUUGUGAGAGAAAUCUAGGGCUGAGAUGCUAGAGCACAUGUGCAUGUAUAUAUAAAGAAAAACCAUCAAUAACACAGAAUCCGAAAAUUGACCCAUUUGAAGAAGCCCUUUAGAAGUCAGAUUUUUUAAAUCUGGCCUCCAUGACUCUCUAUUGGUAACUUUCGGAUAGCGUUUGGAUUGGAACGAAAACACGUUCAGGUGACCAAAAGAAGGAACGAGGACACGAAAAUGGUGACAGAUUCAUCCUGUCACGUUCAUGUUCACGUUUCAUCUCUGCUCGUUGCCCAAUACCAUUAGAAUAA
This is a messenger RNA of Tigriopus californicus, 2848 nucleotides long. RefSeq names its product cilia- and flagella-associated protein 206-like. Lineage: Eukaryota; Metazoa; Arthropoda; Copepoda; Harpacticoida; Harpacticidae. The coding region runs from base 325 to 2016 and encodes 563 amino acids. The record is from RefSeq and is a predicted model, not a curated record. Gene Ontology annotation, cellular component: ciliary basal body; axoneme. The transcript has 4 exons. Gene Ontology annotation, biological process: regulation of cilium beat frequency.